AAGAAGGCUGCAAAGAUGAAUUCCAAGGCUUUGGCUUCCCUCUUCUUUGCAGUUUUCAUCCUCUCUUCCUCAGCCGCCAGCGCCUUCAACAUCACCAGGCUCCUCGGCCAGUACCCGCAAUUCAGCACUUUCAAUGAGUUUCUAAACCAAGCCAAGCUCUACGAACAAAUCAACCACAGGCGGACCAUCACAGUCCUCGCCGUCGAUAACUCGGCCAUUGGCAGCAUUUCGGGGAAGCCCUUGGAUGUCCUCAAGAGGAUCCUGAGCUCACACGUCGUUCUCGACUAUUAUGAUGUCGAUAAGCUCCAAGACCUAUCGAAGAAAUCUACCCUGCUCACCACAUUGUACCAGACCAGUGGAACCGCCGUGAACCAGCAAGGGUUCUUGAACGUGACCAAACUGAACGGUGGAGAUAUCGUGUUUGGGUCCGCAGUGAAAGGAGCGGGCCUAGAUGCCAAGCUCGUGAAGGCCGUGGCUGCUCAGCCCUAUAACAUCUCGGUCCUUCAGGUUAGCUCGCCCAUAAUUGCACCAGGAAUUGACAUGGCUAACGCCACCACGCCGUCCGCUUCACCAGCAGCAACGCCCAAGAAGGCCCCCACUUCAAGCCCCGCCAAGGCCCCGGUUGUGGCCGAGACACCCGAAUCAUCAGAAGCUCCAGCUGCCGAAGAACCAGCCGCAGAUGCUCCCGCCGAUGCACCGGAAUCAGACACACCGGCCAGCUCUCCCCCAGCACCCGCUUCAGAUGCAGAUGCAGACGCACCAGCUCCCGCAAAAUCUUCAAGCUCUCGAGUGGCUUCGCACGUCGGUGUGGGCAUUGUGAUGGGUUUGUUGUCAGCGGUCGUGGCGUAAAUUUGUAGCCCGGUUCCGUUAAGCUUUUUCAAAACAAAUGUAUACAAUAUAGCUCUUUUACUUGUCCAAUUGCAGCAGAAUCCUGACAUUCACACAAUGAAGGACUGUACAAUUCUAAUCAA
This is a messenger RNA of Syzygium oleosum, 971 nucleotides long. RefSeq names its product fasciclin-like arabinogalactan protein 3. The coding region runs from base 16 to 849 and encodes 277 amino acids. Gene Ontology annotation, cellular component: plasma membrane. The record is from RefSeq and is a predicted model, not a curated record. The transcript has a single exon. NCBI's taxonomy places the organism in Eukaryota, Viridiplantae, Streptophyta, Magnoliopsida, Myrtales, Myrtaceae.